AUGCCGCAAACCCUCGCAUCCUCCAAUCAAGACCUGGGAAUUGCGCUCGAUGGGGGUCCUACAGCCUUUCGCCCCGGGGAUGUCGUGGUUGGGCGCGUGUAUCGAAGCACACCAAUUCUCAGCCCUGCCGCGACCCUUAACAUCUCGUUCCACGGCCGUGCAAAGGCCAAGGCCGUGGAGAAAGAAGGCAAAAGAAUUGAGUAUCGAUCUCGAGUAGACCUGAUCAGCAGUGAAAAGUCACUCCAAACCCUCUUCAGCGGCCCCCUCCACAUCGCUCUUGGCGAGGCUGGUGAUGCUAAACAAUGGAGCUUCGAAAUGAGGAUUCCAACGCAUGUCGAUCUUGAUGCCGUCAAGCCAGAGGCUCUGAAACAAGGAUUGUACUUGCCAACAGGAGACGAAUCCAGUUUCCAACAGACCUUGCCCGCAAGUUUCCAUGUCCAGUCGCUCAGAAAUGAGGCAUUUGUCGAGUACUACUUAGAGGGGAAUCUAGAGGCCCGGCGACGAGACUCUACUCUGAGCUGGACAGCGAGAUUACCUAUUAAGGUCCAUGAGUUUAGACCUGGUCCGCCCUUGAUGGAUAAUCAACUAACCGUCAAAGCGAUCCCGUUCUCAAUUCGGUCACAACGCCUUCUGCCCAACAUGGAAGAUUGCCAGCUUACUGCUUCGCAGAAAUUCAAGAAGCUGAUCAAUGCAUCAUCGAUCCCCGCGCUAUGCUUUGAAUUAGAAGUCACGCUUCCUACCAUCCUUCAAAUAGGGAAAAAGCCGAUUCCGUUCCAGUUGAGAGUGGUUCCAGACAUGGAAAAGUCGAGUGAAGUGCUUCGUGGCGUUCCACAGGCGAUUACCCUAGCGAGUAUGAAGGUAGAGCUGGAGAAUUUAUAUCAAGUUCAGUGUCGGGGGAUGUUCAAUAAUAUCGCAGCAGCCUGGACAACUGAAACUGAUCUGAUGAGUGGAAGAUAUCUGUUUCAUCGUUCUGAUACUUAUGAGAUCCCUUAUUCGGAAGAGCUGCCCAUCGAUCUAGGAGAGAAGAUCCGGCUUCGGGUCUUGAACGGGCGAGGGCCCAGCACGGAAGACAACUACAUCACGCCGGAUAUUGAGGCACCCAACAUGCGCCUGACGCACCGUUUGAAAUGGGAAAUCAGAUUCGAGAUAGCAAGGGAAACACUACGGGCGAGCGGUUCAAAGCUAGUCCGGCUGUUGCCACCGAUUGAGCAAGGCUGCGAGGAAUACGCCAUACCCCCGCCGGAAACUGAUCAAGACGAAUGGAUAAAACCUCCUCACGAAGCGGACCUGGAUGAUCACCCGCCACUCAUGUGA
Molecule: messenger RNA, 1314 nt
Organism: Clonostachys byssicola
Lineage: Eukaryota; Fungi; Ascomycota; Sordariomycetes; Hypocreales; Bionectriaceae
Source: the annotation of a GenBank genome assembly